Molecule: messenger RNA, 1377 nt
Organism: Triticum urartu
Lineage: Eukaryota; Viridiplantae; Streptophyta; Magnoliopsida; Poales; Poaceae
Source: RefSeq, a predicted model, not a curated record
ACUGGGAGUGCCGCUGCCGCCAGUGCGGUCGGGGCCGGGGCUGAGGGUGCGGAUGGGUCGGAUGAAGAGGAAGACGGGUUCGGGUUCGAGUUCGAGAUCGGCACUCUGGGGAAAUUUAUGAAGCCUCAGAUUUAUGAUGGGUUUUUGUACAGGUUUAGAGUGUAAUUAUACUGGGUCUGCGAUGCUGAAACACAUUCAAUAUGCUCAAGUACACAUCAUAACACCUGUAAUGAUGAUGAUGCAGGGGACUGUAAAUGUCUCAGCAAUGUACAAUACAAGGCACCAUACUGUUGAUAGUUCAGUUGUUGCACGUGGAGACUUUUGGAGGUUAGAAUCAUCACGAGGUGGUUCAAAUAAUGGAAAUGACAAUGCACCUGGUUUCCUUAUUCAGUUGGGUCCCUUACUUUUUGUGCGAGACUCUACAACACUUCUUUUGCCUAUUAAUCUGUCAAAGCAACACCUCAUUUGGUAUGCUUAUGAUCACAAGAAUGGAGUGCAUUCCUUAUGUCCAGUUAUCUGGUCAAAACAGAAAAAAUGGUUGUUGAUGUCCAUGAUGUGCCUCAACCCGGUAGCUUGUGCCUUCAUGGAUGUGGAAUUCUCAAAUGGGCAAUUUAGAUAUGUUGCUGGUGAGGGGAUAACAGCAAGUGGUUUUCUCCCAUUAUUUGGUGGAUUGCUUCAAGCCCAUGGAAAAAUUCCUGGAGAAACCAAACUGAGUUUCUCCUUCAAGAGCUCGCAAGGUACAUGGUUUACCCCUACAUAUCAAUGGCCUGACAAUUCUCUGUCAUUUGGAGUCGCCCACGCGGUAGCAUGGAAAAAGUCUGGCCUUAUGAUGAGACCGAGCACCCAAGUCAGUGUUUGCCCCACUCUUGGAGGAAGUGAUCCGGGCAUACGGGCGGAGAUUGUCCAUUCAUUGAAGGAAGAGAUCGGUGUGUCGUGCGGCUUCUCAUGCUCGAGACAUCCUUCGGCUUUCACAUCUCUUUCUAUUGGGCGGUCCAAGUUGAACGGUGAAGUUGGCAGUUCUGGGGUAGUAGUCACCAUGGAGAAACCCCUCGACAACAUGGGACCUCCAUCUUUAUCUGUUCAACUCAACGGAGGUCUCGAGUUCUGACGCUGCCUAUUGCCCGUCUGUACAUAUAGAUCGUAAGUAGGAUAGUAUACGAUGUACGUAGAUAUUGUAGGAUGUUCAUGUAGUAUAAGGCGUACACUUCUGGGUACCCAUUUUAUUAUUCUGGAGGUAGCUUCUCAUCCCGUGAAGCAUAUAUGUAGUGGGGGUGUUCUGAAUCUCUGUCUGGCAUUGUACCCGACGCAUUUCAGUUUGAAACAGAUUUUCUUUUGAAACCCAGUAGGAACGUAAUCUUAAAAGAAAUUAUUAGAUCA